AAUAAUAAAUUAGAUUAUAAAAAGCUUAGACUUUUUGAAAUUAUUAAAAAAGUCUUAUUAAUUAAUUAUAAGUUAAAAUUACUAAAUACGAUACGAUACUAUCCCGUUUUUUAUAUUUUAUUACUCGAGCCCGUAUUAAAAGGUUUAUAUAUAGAAAAUUAUAUUAUUAUUAAAUUAAACUAA
Molecule: messenger RNA, 183 nt
Organism: Colletotrichum paranaense
Lineage: Eukaryota; Fungi; Ascomycota; Sordariomycetes; Glomerellales; Glomerellaceae
Exons: 1
Source: RefSeq, a predicted model, not a curated record